GGUGUAGGCACGGAGUGGGCGUGGUCCUGGAUCAAAGUCGGGGAGCUGGCUAGCGGCCGCGAAAUUUACUGGAAGGCUUUCGCUCACCCUGCGACGCCGUUCGACCAGCGGCACAGAUGGAGGGAGCGGUGGUUCGGCUGCUGCGUGGCAGCGCGCUGCCUGCUGCAGUCUAACCUCAGGGACAUGUCAGAACUGUUCUCUUCGGCACACUGGCCCCAUCGUGGGUUCCUGUUGCCUUGAUUCCUUGUUUCCUAAGUGCUGGACCGGGCUUUCUUGACCGUGGCCCCGUGAACCUUGCAGGCCAGAGAAUUGUCCGUGCUCAGAAGAGACUUCCCCACUUGCCUGCUUUCUUGGAAGACUCCUCCACAGGCCCUAAAAUCUUCCCAGCCAGAAGCUCUGCUCAGUAUAACCAGCGAGGGGCUCUCUUGCGCCCCCCUGCAAACCUUCACCAUCGAGGAGAUGAUGAUAAAGAACUCAGUGAAAAAAUUUGCCCAGGAACAGAUUGCUCCUUUGGUUUCAACAAUGGACGAAAAUUCAAAAAUGGAGAAAUCAAUAAUACAAGGAUUGUUUCAACAAGGGCUGAUGGCCAUCAACGUGGACACCAAGUAUGGAGGGACGGGAGCUUCGUUUUUCUCCUUAAUCCUGGCGGUGGAGGAAUUAGCCAAAGUCGAUGCAUCUGUGGCUCUGCUGUGUGCUGUCCAGAACUCGGUAGUCAGUAAGCUGGUUGAAAAACACGGGACAGAAGAACAAAAGGCUACCUAUUUGACCAUGCUAGCUACAGGAAAAGUAGGAAGUUUCUGCCUUUCAGAGGCUGGCUCGGGUAGCGAUUCGUUCGCUUUGAAGACCAGAGCAGAGAAAAGGGGGAAUUAUUAUGUCAUCAACGGCUCGAAGAUGUGGAUUACCAAUGCCGAGUACGCGGACCUGUUCUUGGUGAUGGCGAAUGUGGACCCUUCCGUGGGGUAUAAAGGAAUUACCUGCUUCAUAGUCCAUCGGGACACUGAAGGCUUCCACAUAGGGAGAGCGGAGAACAAACUGGGAAUCAGAGCUUCUUCCACCUGCCCGUUAACAUUCGAAAACGUCAAGGUUCCGGAAGCCAAUAUCCUGGGGCAAGUCCGACGCGGCUAUAAGUACGCCAUAGAGAGCCUCAAUGAGGGCAGAAUAGGGAUCGCUGCCCAGAUGCUGGGAUUGGCUCAAGGAUGUUUUGACUACACUGUUCCAUAUACUAAAGAAAGGAUACAGUUUGGCAAAAGAUUAUUUGACUUUCAGGGACUCCAGCACCAGGUGGCUCAGGUGGCCGUCCAGCUGGAAGCUGCGAGGCUGCUGACCUACAACGCCGCUCGCCUUGUCCAAGCCAGAAAACUGUUCAUAAAAGAGGCAGCUAUGGCCAAAUACUAUGCGUCAGAGGUUGCAGGACUGACCACUAGUAAGUGUAUCGAGUGGAUGGGAGGCGUGGGCUACACCAAAGAUUACCCUGUGGAAAAAUACUUCCGAGACGCAAAGAUCGAGAGGAAGGGAGAGAGAAGGCGAAACAUCGAUGUGAGAGAGAAGGGUGGAUCAUUUGCCUCUCAUACCCGCCCCUGUAACCUUUUGGUGCAUUGAGGACACUCCCACCAAUUGAGCCACCCAGCCAGGACCAAAAACAAAAUUUUACAUGUUCACUACACAUAGUGAUCAGUAUAUAACAGGAUAUGAAAAAGCUAACCAUAACUUGAAAGAACUGGUUAAAUAGAAAACAAAAAGACAGAGUACAACUUGUCAAGAAUCAUGGGAAGCCGGGCCAUCUCACUCAACUCAGUGCUCCUGGGAGGAUGGACAGGAAGGUGUAUCAGACCUCCGGGCAGCAUCAUCGGCAGUGGUGAAAAACUAGACAUGGCUGCGCAGGAGCGUAAACAAAUCACGGAAAUGCACAAUACGAUCCUAUGCAGCAAUUUAAAAGAACAAGGUUCACAUACGGAGACCAAAGCAUCACCAAAUUGUCUUGUUUCACAAUUACAAAUCGCAUGUUUCUGCAGAACUGUAAGAAGCCAUCAUUUUUAGUGCAUAUACAUUCUGAGAAUGAACCCAGAAAGUCCAGUCCCCGCGCCAAACUGCACUGCUGGUGGUGCUGGGACUCGGGGUACAGAAGGCAGCCGUGGGGUCGCUGGCACCGUCCCCACUUGCGUUUUUAUAAUGGGAUACAGUGGUGCUUGUGUAAUUGUAGUUCAAGGUAAUAUUACUUCUGUGAUUGGAAAUAAAUCAGAUUAAAGCUACCAUAUAUAGUUAUCAGAAUUUUUCACUUUUGUGUGUCAUUUUUCCUUUAACUGAUUUUCCUGAUUUUCUUGAAUGACCACAGCCGAGGAGGCAGCUCCUUUCAGCCCCAGGGGAGACUAGACUCUGCCACGGGGGGACUGGAAGGGGAUGUGACUUCCAAGGGCGAAGCACAUGGAGCAGGUUUAAAUGCCCGCUCUGCACGCAGCAGGGCUAGCUUUGCCAAGCCAGACUUCCCUGGAACGGCUCUGUGCUGCUCUUGGGGUUGGUUAGCAUCUUGUCUUGCAAUUUAAUUUUAUGUGACUUGACCUGAAGCAUUCAAAGGGAAUAUUUUCUUAUAUAUGAAAUACUCAUUCCCAGGAGAAAAAACAAUUACAAAGUUCUGAAGUUGAAGGUCCCGGGUCCAUAGUUUAAAUUGGGUGGGCGCACUACGACAACUGCCUGUGUUUGUUAUGACCUGGGAACUAUAAUUUUUUACAUGUAAAAUGGUAUAUAAAUGUCUGUAUGGUAUCUUCAAUUUUGCCUCUUGCUCGCAAAGCCUAAAAUAUUUGCUAUCUGGUCCUUUAGGGAAACAUUUGCCUACCUCAAUUGAAUUAUUGCCUCCUAAAUUUUACUGAGAAUGUGGGUCAGUCACACCAAAAAGAGAAAAAGAGGAAGAGAAGACCUCCCCUGAGAACAUGGGUCAUGCUUCUCGUAACUUCUCUGUGGCCUAUUCAGUCCGACUGGCUCUCUGUCCUUCAGUCCACAGAGGUGUCCAAGUCUCCCCCAUCCUUGAAAAGCAAACCCCUCCCAAGGCACCAGCCGAAAGGCUGGACAGUGGUCGCCAGCUGCACGGGAGCCCCUCGUCCUCACUCACCGCCGGCCCCUUCUACCUGUUUUUACCUGGCCUUCCCUUCUGUCAGUGGAUUUAAACAGCGCUCUCAGAAGUGAGCUUUUCACCCUCCCUUGGUGGCCUGCUCCGUCCAUUCCAGACGCCUCUCCUUCCUAGAGCUCUCUGCUUCCUUGGCUUUUGUCAAAGCUCCUCCGCCAUUUGCCUGGCCCUUCUCUUCUGCUUUCCUUCCCCAUCAGUGGAAAUUCUGCUGUUUAUCGAGGUCCUGCCGUCGCGCCUCCUCUGUUUCCUGCCCGUGUGUUCGCUUUAGAACGAGCACGUGAGCCCUAGAGGUGCAGGGUGCGUUCCCUCGCAUGCGGAUACUCCGUCUUUCCAACUCUGUGGGUUUCCAUCGCUGCUGAGCUCAUUUUAAAUGUUUUCUGUGAUAAAGGGUAUUUUCAGACUGAAACGAGCCUGCACUUGUCCGAAGGGCAAGAAGUCUGGGCACUUAGGUUGAAAUGUACCAAUAGUCAAACAGUUGCCACGCACGGGUGGGGCUUUUUUAAUCCUCACCUGCGGGUCUGUUUAUUGAUUUGAGAGAGAGAAACCUCAGUGUGAGAGAAAAGCAUCGAUUCGUUUCCUCUCAUACGUGCCCCAGCUGGGGAUCGAACCCACAACCUUUCAGUGUGUCGGCUGGCACUUCAACCAACUGAGCCACCUGGCAGGUUUUUGUUUUGUUUUUUUUUAACAAUAUGUGAACAAUGCAGGCUCGGUUCAUUUAUUGUCCAGUUCUCAGAAGUCCUCAUUUGGGGUGGGCAUUUAUGCUGCCUCUGGGUUAACACAUUUCUCACCUCAGUGACCCUGAAUAUAUGCACACGUUUGCCUCAUCCCGGCUAAUGUUUUGGUCUGAAAUUUCUACUGGGUCUCAGCCAUCCAAGGCAAAUUUCUCCAAAAGAACAGAAAUUUCGGAGCAAGCCUACUUCAUCGCCCCUGACUGAUAACGCUGCCUGUGAGAACCUGAACCCAAAUCAAGCACCAGGACAUUCCCCACCGGGUCUCAGAGGGCAGAAUUCAUUAUCAUGACGAAGCCAGAAUGUUCCAAAGGCAUCUGAAAGGAAGGUCUCUUGAAAGAAAACCCUCAUCCUUCUGUCCAGCAGAAGAAAGUGCUCUCAGGGUUGGUUGGUUUUGAAGCCUUUCUGUUACUUCUCUCAACACUCACUUCUCUUGUAUCCUGCUGAAAUUGUCCUACGCCCCGUGACGUCUGACCCUUUUUGGACCCUAGUUCCUCUACCAUUUUUACCAUCUCUGUUCGAGGCCUUCCUCUCUAAGACCCCAUGGUAACUUCAUGCCACGUACGACAGAGAGCACCAGACCCCCAGUGUCUCUGCCCUUGCCCUCCGAAGGCCCCCUGGUGUUCGGGGGGCGCCCCCUGAUGUUUGUGGGGUGCCCCCUGAUGUUUGUGGGGCACCCCUGGUGUUCGUGGGGCGCCCCCUGAUGUUUCUGAGGCUGGGACUAGCCUACAACCGCAGGCUCGGCUGUGGUCCUAUUGUUUUGCUCAGUAAUUACAUUUUUAACAAAGAGGGUAAAAUCGCAGGGAUUUCAACCUUCUCCUGUGGUGGAUUUGAUGAGAACGGUUUUCAUAUAGAUUUUCAUUGUUCUGUCGGUAAUUAAAUUUUCAUUAAAUAAAGAAUGUGCAAUGUCCUGUUUGUGCUCACUUGAUUAUUAUGGAGUUUUAAAAUUGUAAAUGGGCCGCCUCUCUGAAGAUUUUCUAUUUCUUGCUCUUUCUAGCUUUUUUUGUGUUCUAACCUCUCCUUUUGUAUUCUGUAUUUCUAUUAUGAUCUUAUAUGUCCUUCAUUGUGACCCGCGGGAUUUUCAAAAAUAACUUUAUUCAAAACGUACAGAAGUAGCAUGUAUUUUCAUCAA
Molecule: messenger RNA, 4978 nt
Organism: Artibeus jamaicensis (Jamaican fruit-eating bat)
Lineage: Eukaryota; Metazoa; Chordata; Mammalia; Chiroptera; Phyllostomidae
Gene: ACADSB
Product: acyl-CoA dehydrogenase short/branched chain
Exons: 12
Coding region: 460-1599 (379 amino acids)
Cellular component (GO): mitochondrion
Molecular function (GO): flavin adenine dinucleotide binding; acyl-CoA dehydrogenase activity
Source: RefSeq, a predicted model, not a curated record